UAUAUUUUACUUUUAAAUUUUAUAAUUGAAAAAAUAUUUUAAGAAAACAACACAAUAUAUAAGAAUUAUCUUAUUUUAAAAAAAAUAAUAUUAUUAAUAAAAUUUCGUUUUUGAUUAUAUAAUUAAUUAUAUAUAAAAUUUAUUAAGGGUAUAAACGAUAUUAACCGCUCUAACUUUUAACGUGAGAGCUUGAUUCCAAAAAUUUACUUCGCAAAUAAUAGUAUAGAUCUGAUUUUGUUAUGAACAAGACUAAAAUGGCACUCUAGACUUUUUUGAGCAAUUCUUUUUUCUGUAACACGAUUUUUUUGGGUAAUCCAUUAGAAGAAUAUAGGUGUUGAAUAUUUCAUCACCCAAUAUGUAUGAUGAAAUACAAAUGCAAGAGUGGAACACUAAUCACAUCUUAAACCUGACUAAAAACAUGAGCUCCUCAAGACCUCAACAAACAAAAACAUAAAAAGUACAAAAGAUGAGACACUCCAAAUGUACAUCGUGGAGGAACAAUCUCGGACUGUAUUAAUCCAGUCUAUAUGUGAGGAAUAUAGUAGGCAAUGGUGAUGUAAGCUCUGGAAAAAGGAGUUUGUUCGUACUUGAUGUAUCAUGAAGCAGAGAGUGAUUGGUACUCAAAUACCCUUGAUUGUGGUAGUCUCGGUCACUUAAGAAACGUAUACUCUUCCACAUGUAGUGAGGAGGUACGUGUUAUAGUAGCUCCAGCUGAAAGUUCUGACAAGUAACAAAAUAGUAUAAAAUAACCCUUAAUAAAAAUAAAGAUGCAGACGAGAUUCAGAGAAUGACCCAAUAAAAAAGGAAAUUUGGGCUAAAACUGUUCUGAUGAACGACCUAGAUUCUAACGCGUAAAAUAUGAUUCAGAGAUCCUUUGAUCUUGUUCUUGAAACACCCUUACUACUUUUCUAUAUAAUAUAUUAAAAACUGCAAAAAUAAAAGAAAAUCUGGAUAAUUUGGAUCUGAAUCUGAUGGGUAAUCCAAGCAUAAGAAUAGACAUCCAACUGCACGUCCCGAUCUAUGGAAUUGUUGUUUUGACAACGGAAAAAGGCUCCCUUAUGUAAAAGUAAAUAUCUGGCCAAUCAAGAAUUCGGAGAAGAUUGAAUUUUAUAGUUAUUCUCUGAAUGAUUGGAUACAGAAAACUCAGACACACAUGUCUGGAAAAAUGUGGCAUAAACAAAGAGUAGUGGGUAAAGCACCAAUCUCGCAGUGAAUUGGUGUAUGAUUUCCAUAUAAGUUUGACAUUCUCAAACUUUUUCUUUUGCUAGCUGGAACUCAGAAAGCAACCCGUAACAAAAAGUUCAAUACAUAUCAAAUCAAACCAAUAAAUGGGCAUAUAAUUAUUGAACUUAUCAAGAAUUGAACCUUUUUUAAUGUCUUAACAUAUUUGAUUCAGUGAUUUAUACGAGUCUAGGUAGGUUUAAUUUAUAUCAACCCACAAAUUUAUCAACAUUGCUCUACUUGUUAGAUGAUAGUUAUUACCAUCGAACUUGUAUUCAUUCUAAACCUCAUUUUUCUUUAGAAUAUAAUUUGUUCCCGGCCCUAAUCAGGGAUUUUAACCGAACCAUACUAACCUAACCAAAUCGAUAACUGGCACUGAAUCGAAGUGUCAAAUCUUUUAGUUUUAUUUAUAGUAUGUUUUGUGUGCUUCUCUGUGGAUAACUCAUUUGAAUACCAUAACAUAUAUGUAUGUCCAUAGCUCUGCUGAUAUUAUAUUUGUUUUUACCAUUUUGAAAAUUUGAUAGCUUUCGGCCUUCACCAUAACUAAAAACAUAACACUGACAUAGACAAAAAGCAAACUAGGUUGUGGUCUAGUGGUAAGAGGAUUUUGGGUUGCUAAGCAAUCCAGGUUUGAAAGCAUCACAUUAUAUUUUAUUUUGUGGCCAUGUAGAUACGGAGUCAUACAUUAAACUUCAUUUGAAUAUUCGGAAAGAAAAUCUAUCUGUGGACUGCAUUUCUCCAAUUUAGUAUGGGUUUUUCUUUAGACUCCGGUUACCCCCAAGUUAAAAAUAAAACUAACUUACAAUGGCUUCCAUCUAGGAGAUAAUGCAUGCACAUAUAGCCUCAGUGUGAAAACCGGUUUAGAAUAUGAAUGUGUCUUUUUCGGUCUAUUAUCCACAAAGUUGCUUUCAAGUUUUUUUGACUUGACCCACUCUUUUUGAAUAUCAACAUGACAACUCACUUUCAGACACACAGGCACAACAAUCAAUCAACCUGUUUAUGAGUUAAUAAUAAAUAAAUUAAACGUUAACACAUGAUAAAUUCCUAUAUAUCUUUGUAUGCAUGUAGUGUACACACGUAUAGUAAGAUUCUAAGGAAACAGAGAAGACAACACAAAGAAAAUGAGAUCCUUUACUCAUAGUCGCGGUGGCUCCUCCCCCUUGUCUGCCUGUUUCCACCCUUCCACCGCCGCCGCUACCAACGAAGAUACAUCGUCUUCUCUUCCAUCACCAUCAGCUACAUCGCAUUUUCCCGGCGACCUCCCAAACCCAACCACCACUUGCACCUACCACACUAACGUCGGCGUUUUCUUCCUCUCAUGGUCUCAGUCCUUCCUACGCCGCUCUCUCCACCUCCAUUUCUACCACUGCAGCUCCGCAAAUUGCUAUCUCCACUCUCCAGAUUGCUACAGCCACUCCGUCCCAUUCACUUUCAGACUAGAGAUCAAGCCUCUGACCUUCUGGAGAAAACAUGGAUCCAAGAAGAUAUCUAGAAAGCCUGAUAUUCGAGUCACGUGGGACCUGACUCAUGCAAGAUUUGGUUCAGGACCCGACCCGGUGUCAGGAUUUUACGUAGCCGUCCUUGUCUCCGGCAAGGUCGGUCUUCUGGUCGGAGAUUCUCUGAAACAUAGGCCCAAGAGACAAAUCUUGGUGUCGAGAGGUGAGAAUCUGUUUGGAAAUAGAGUGUACCAUACGAAAAUCAAGAUUAAAGGAAAAGUAAGAGAGAUCGGUAUAGAUGUUAAGGUUCAUGAUGAUGCUACUCUCCGGUUUAGCGUAGACAAUAAAAAGGUUUUAAAGAUUGAGCAGCUUCAGUGGAAAUUCAGAGGAAACGCUAAGGUCGUGAUCGAUGACCUGACUAUACAGUUAUCAUGGGAUGUAUACAACUGGAUGUUUGUCGACAAGGAUAAAGCUAAUCUGGUUAAAGUCCCUGCCGUGUUCUUGCUUCGGUUUGAGAAUCAAGAAGUGGAAGGGAACGAUGUGUUGAUGAUGAAGAAGCGUGAGCGGGACUACCUCGUCUUGGGGAAGGAGAACUCUCGAAUGCUGUCGUUUAGGGCGUCUUCGUAUGGUCACUGGUCUUCUUCGGUAAUGGAGUGGUCGACUUGUAAGGAGGAAGAUGAAAGGAGCUUUGGACAUAAGAGUUGGUUUUCUUUGGUUGUCUAUGCUUGGAGGAAGUAAAAUGACUCUUGGCAAUAGUUUCUUGAAAUCCCACCAUGGGUCAAAUAAGGAAACCCAAUAUACCAAAGAUUAGGUCACUUCAUCUAACUGGUGUUAUGGCUUUCCUAUAAAUUACUUGUGUAGUUGUGUAUAAUUUUUUUACUCUUAUAAAGAUAUCCAUCAUGUGUGUCUCUCUCUAUAAACAGAGUAUUACCAUUAAUAUGAAUAAUCUCUUUCUGUAACUUAAUAUGGUAUCAAAGCUUUGUCUUAACCUACUUUUUUCAAUCAUCUCUCUUCUUCUUGACAUAUUCUUUUCAAUCAUCUCUCUUCUUAUUUGCACCAAAUCUAGUAUUGUUGCUCCUAUCUUUAAUAACGCAGCUGAUUUGUCUACAUCAUGUGAAACAUGAAAAUAAGGUGCUGAGAAAACUAACUAAAAUUUGAGCUCUUUUCGACUCGAGUCUCAGAUUUUCCAUGACCCUCUUCUUUUUAAUCUCGUGAACAUGAACGUUCUUUGACAAUUUUAAUACAGCCUUAUUUUAACUCAAUUUUUUUAACUAAAAUUUGAUUGUUUAAACUUUUUAAUACAGCUUUAUUACAUUAGAUUGUACUCCUAUUUGUUUACCUUGACCUUGGCAUUAAAGAAACCUUGAGCAUAUGAGUUGUGCCAUUUCUUUAUUCUCGGACAAACUCCAACAUGAAGGUCUCUCCCAACUUUAAUUCAUUGGUUACACAAAAACAAUUUUUCAACUUGUUCACUGGUGAUAGUGGUAACAACGGCCAAUCUACUCCAUGUUUAUCUAGUAUAAUCAUCCAUCUUAGUUAUUUGUUUCGUCUCUCGCGAAGGGUCAUGAAAGUUUGCACAAAUUUCAAUCAUCCAUAAAGUACAACAAAAAAGAUUAAUCAAAUAAACCCUAUCAGCUUCCCUUCAGUCUGGCUCCUGCAAGGCAAAGAAAAUCAGAGAAAAACAUAAGAAAUCAAACAGAAGAAUCAGAGAGAAAGGAGAGAAAAAUUAGAAGAAAAUCAGGCUUGGGGAAUUAAUCCUUACCAACUUAUAUCAGCUUGGUCGUGUGUAAGAGCUGAAGGUAAGCCAUCUGGAUAAACCCUGGCAGCUUGUUCUGUGAUUUGAACUUGAUCCUACCUUAGCCUUUUGUUGUGCUACUCAGGCCAGUUGUGAGAUAAACUUUGUAUCAGCCGAGUUCACCAAUCCUUUGAGUUGAUCUAGUAAGCUGUUUAGUCUCUUGUUCACAUCAGUUUGUACUUAGUUGUGGUCGGAUCCUUUUUGAAUAGAACCGAUUGACUGAUUUGUUAUCCAACCAGAUCAGUUUGUGCUAAACCUUGUCCGGAUCAGUUUUGUCUUAAGCUUUUUCAAUUGUGUA
Messenger RNA from Brassica rapa (field mustard), 4750 nucleotides. RefSeq lists its product as uncharacterized. The record is from RefSeq and is a predicted model, not a curated record. Lineage: Eukaryota; Viridiplantae; Streptophyta; Magnoliopsida; Brassicales; Brassicaceae.